Rotaria sp. Silwood2 is the source of this 366-nucleotide messenger RNA. The record is from the annotation of a GenBank genome assembly. Lineage: Eukaryota; Metazoa; Rotifera; Eurotatoria; Philodinida; Philodinidae.
AUGGGUGCAAAACGAAAACGUUCAUCUUCUUCAACUCGUGCUGCUGAACCAAAAACAAUAUCUAAUAGAAAAUCGACUACGAAAGUCGAUAGCGAAGCAUCAUAUAAUAAUAAACCAACAACAAAUUCACUGAAUAGACAAGAUACAAAAAAAACUACGAUAAAAACAAAAGGAAGUCAACAAGUUAAAUAUAAUGUUGGUGAACAAGUUCAAUAUGAUCCUGUACAUAAAGGUUCAACAAGACGUGCACAAGGCAAAGUUACAAAAAUAUUAACAGGAGCAAAGAAAUCAGAUCCUUCAACAAAAGAAGUUCGAUAUAUCAUUGAAAACGAUAAUACAGGAAAAGAAACAAGUCAGCUAUUUUGA